AUCCGUUACAGUGCCAUGAAAAUAAUGCUGAGCAAGCUGCAUCGGCCGUGGAUAGUGGAUGAUGCGAAGGAUGACGGCUACACGGCGCUACACCUCGCCGCCUUGAACAACCACGCCGAGGUGGCAGAGCUGUUGGUGCGAGCAGGCGCACGCCCUGACCUGCAAAAUGCUAACCUGCAGACGGCCCUGCACCUAGCCGUCGAGAGGCAGCACACUCAGAUCGUGCGCUUACUCGUGGCACAUGGAGCUGAUCUCAACAUAUGCGAUAAGGAUGGAGAUACACCCUUGCACGAAGCUCUCAGACACCACACGCUGCAGCAGCUGAGGCGAUUGCAAGACGCUCGCGACACGACUGUCCUCACCGGCCUGGCCCACGCUCACGACAAGAAAUCAUCCGUGUCCAUCGCUUGCUUCCUAGUCAGUAAUGGCGCUGAUCUCACAGUUAAGAAUAAGAAAGGACAAACACCACUGGACCUGUGCCCCGAUCCGAACCUCUACAAGACGUUGACAAUGUGCCGCAAAGAGGGCCCUGGGGCCAACGACGCCUCCCCAGAGAGCGAGCAAGCUUCGUCCCCACCUCCCCCCGCCUCCAGUACAUCUGCAUCCACAUCGGCCAUCGUUCCGCCGCCGGCAGCAGAAACACCGUCUACGUCUGCGUCUGCUGCUGUGGCGCCUGUGCAAAGUGAUCCGACCGCAGACGAAUGCCUCGUCUGCUCGGACGGCAAGCGGGACACUCUGUUCCGACCCUGCGGACAUAUAUGCUGCUGCAACGUUUGCGCCGCGAGGGUGAAGAAAUGCCUGCUAUGCCGCGGGUGCGUGACGUCACGCGUGCGCGUAACGGAGUGCGUGGUGUGCUCGGCUGCGCCCGCUACCGUCGUGUUCCGGCCGUGCGGCGACGUAUGCGCGUGUGUCGCGUGCGCGCCGCUCAUGCGCAAAUGUGUGCAGUGCCGCACGCCAAUACAGCCCCCCUUAGCGACGCCCCCGCCCCUGCCGACCCUGCCCGCCACUACCAGCGGCAGGCACGAAGUGGAUAAAGACGGCACCAACACCAAUAAUAGUAACCUGACUGCGGUACAAGUGAACAAGGCGCAAGCGUCGUCAUCGCAAGCCGCCGCCAUCAUAGCGAACAACUGUUGCCGGCCCGUCCCUACCCCUACUCCUGCCUCUACGUCCGUUUCCGCUUCCGCGCAUGCGCCCGCCCCCUCGCCCGCUCCAGGGCCCGUUGCCGUUACUUCGGUCUCCGCGCCAGUUCAACCGGUUCAACAAAUCGCCCCAGCUACGACCCCCGCCGCUACCCCUCAACCGGCUGCGGUAGUGCAGAAACUACAACAACAGCUUCAGGACAUAAAGGAACAGACAAUGUGCCCGAUCUGCUUAGACCGGUUGAAGAACAUGAUAUUCCUGUGCGGGCACGGCAUGUGCCAGAUGUGCGGCGACCGCAUCACCACGUGCCCGAUAUGCCGCAAACAAAUCGAGAAACGGAUUCUUCUCUACUAGGAAAUAUACACUUAAAUAUGUUAUGUGAGUGCGUUUUUACUUAAAGCCUCCUGGGACAUAUAUAUCACACGGCGUUGAACUUUUACUUUAAACAAUCCUGGGACACACUCGUAUAGAAUUGCUAUGUGAUUUUUUACUUUAAACAAUGCUGGGACACACUUUUAUAUAACCCCUGUGUUUAUCCUAAUUAUGUCUAUCCUAUGUAGUAAUUUUUAUGAAGUCAAGCCAAAAAAGAGACUUUAAAUUGCUUUAGAGUAUUAAACCAUCGAUAACCAAUGUAAUAUUAUCUAAGGCGCCUUCCUCACCAGGGGGUCUACUCUCUUUCCCCGAAACGAACUUUCGAUAACGACGUUUAAACGACAAACUAUAAAAUUGAAGCUUUCUUUGAGUAGGCUUAGAAAAACUACACCUCAAUAUAUAUUUAGACGACGAAUAUUAUUCUAAUUAAAUACGAACCAGAAACAUAUACCCCCUUAUUACCAAACAAGAAAUACGUUUAGACUAGUUACGCCGUGUUUUGUUCAUGUCACUCAAAUGCCAUUUGUCAUUUAAUAGACAGAGGCAAAACAUGGAGUAACUAAUCCAUGCGUUGUCUUCGUUUAUUAAUAAGGGAGAUUAAGAAUAGUGGGAAGAUUCGAUCGAAAUUUCGUUUUUCGUUGAAAUAGAGUAGGCCUCCAGAUCCUUUCGUUUUCGUUUCUGUACCGUAUUUGAACCACUUCUUGACCGGCUCGGUGCGUUGUCGUUUCGUUUUAUUUGCUGUGGUGUUUGUCCUUUGUUAAAAUGUCGCCACGUGGGGCGGGCGAGUCGAAUGGUUCGGUAGCACUCGGCACAAAGAGGUGUUGUGCGCGCGGUAUAUAAUUCGUACAGAAACGACAACGAAACGAUAUAUAUAAUAUAAUAAUAAUAAUAAUUUAUUGGAACCACUUUACAUUUUAGUACAUGAUAAUGUGAACCCUGUCCUCUGGAAAAGGUUACCCUGAGGACCAGAAGACAGUGCUCUCCCCACUAUUUUCACUUUAGAGCUACAAUAAUUAUAAACCACUAAAUAAAAAUAAUUAAAAAAAAGUUUUAAACUUUCAUGGUCACAACAUUAUAAUAUAUAAAUCUUGCUCUUAUGACUCCCGUACACGGCACAACUUUUUUCCAUCGUUCGUUUGCAGUGCAAGCUGUACAUCUAUGGAAUUCUCUUCCGGUUUCGAUAAGACGAGCAGAAACUAUUUAAACAUUUAAAAACAGUCUGAAUUCCCAUUUUCUAACAUUGUAAUACUUUUAUUUUAAUAUCUGAUGUGCUUACAACUGCCUCCUAACUGAACUAGAUCAAUGUAUGUAUUUGAAUUUAUACUUAUUGUAUGCAUAUAUAUAUAUAUCUUAUAUGUGUAUGGUGUAUGUAUGUUUAUACUAAUAUAUUAUAUAUUUUACUAGCGAUUUACACCGCCGUCUCUCCCACUUCCUUCUAAUCCUCUCCAUCCAAAGAUUGCCUGGAAGAGAUCGCUUUAGCGAUAUAUGAAUUAUGAAUACUAAAAUUUCAUUGGUAUACCAUUGCAUCACGUGUACUAGAUGGUUUUGUACAAUGUUCAAUGUUUUUUGUGGUGUACAAUAAAGAGUUUUUGUAUUGUAUUGUAAGUUAUUUACGGGAUUGUUACCAUGUACCUUGUUUUUAGCGAGUUUCCGAUAUUUUGGCGCUGUUGCAAGCGCCAUGAUCACGGAGUAAAUGCUUAAAACAAAAAUCAUGGUAACAAUUCCGUAAAUCACUUAAAUUACUAUAGUGACAACGAAAGGGGUUUGCACCAACCCUGGUAGGGAAGGGCCUAUAAAAUUAUACAAUGGCAUACUGCAUACUGACCUCUUAGCUGUGCUAGUUUAACUACGAUAAUUUUUGUAGGUGCAUAAUGAAAUUUUAUGUCAAUUUUAGCAAGCAUCCUUCUGGAAUGGAGCGAACGCAUCACUGAGCGCUAACAGUUGUUUAAGAAGAAAUGUCAAAUUAAAUUAAUGCUUCAUAAAGACACGUAUCUCAAUCCAUUGUUAUCUCAGUACACAAACUUAAAUGUUAAAUGUCUUCUCUGUGUGCGGCUGUGAAUGUGAGUUUGUAACAGAUACUCGAUUAUGUUUUUAUUAACAAAAAAAUGAAUGACUUGUAUUGAGCAACAUGAUCCGUUGAAGUACAAACACAUAGUGGACUCCGAUAAUUACUGUACCAAAAAAAAUAUCCGGCAAAUUUUAACCAACUGUACCCAUAGCACGAACUAAUAUCGAAUUCGUAACGUUUGCGAGUCCGAAAUGUUAUUGUCAAAUGUGUACUGAUUUUUAGUUCUCGUUACGUACUUUGUGGCGCUGCUAUUCAAGUUUCCAUACAAAAUUUGACAUUGACAUUUUGCACUCGCAAACUAUUCGAAUUCGAUAAUGGUUUGUGGUAGGGGUACAGAACGGCAUCGUGAAUCGGAUCGAAGACUGUUUUACAAUUUUAAAUAUCAAUGGAAACAUCGAUUUUAUUACAUAUAAUAUCUAUUUUAAUCGUGUAGCUUGAAUGGAUCACUUGGUCAAUGAAAAUGUCAAAGUGAUUUCUCAAUUUAUAUGUAUAAUAUAAUAUUUCAGACAUUAUUUACUUUUCUUUUAUUUUAGUUAUAGGUAAAUUUGUUUUUCGGUCGCAAUCAGAGACGUUAAUUAAAUUUAAUGCUUGGAUCCUGGAGAUAGCAAAUACUAGUUGCGAUAGUACCAACUGUAAUGAAACUUAAAGAAUAAUUCAAGUUUGAGUGCGGCGUUGAGACUUCUCAAUACAAUACAUAUUAUAUAAAUGUGUGUUAUAAUGCAUUUUAAAUGAAGUACUUUCUCAAACACUUCCGAUCAGAUCAAUAUAAAAGACGAGUCUCAACUUUAGCUUAUUUCUGGAGCACAAGCCAUCGCUACGUACAAUCGGCCAUAACAUAACCCACGCGCGAGCGAAGUACGGAUUUGGUAGGUGGCAAGUAACGACUGCAAAUGCAGCCGAGAAAAACGGCUUUAAAUGCCUUCGUAAGCACAUGAGAGUUGCACCGGAUAAAGGUCAAAGGUUAUUGAAAAUUCACAACGCAGUUCGCACGCACAUAUAACGAUAGAGCAGCUAUUUUAUACCUAUAUAAAUGUUUACAGUGUACGGGAAUCCAAAACGAACAUUACAUCUUUUCUAGGGAUUUCUCAGUGAUGUUGAGAUUUCGAAAUAGAAAUACCAAAAUAUCCCCAUUUUCCGCAUUUUAUUGUAGUGUUUGGAUGAUUUUCCAAAACCUGGCCCUCCUACAAGUACAUAAAGUAAUCUGCCAAAUUGUUUAGCUAAAUUAAUUAAUAUAUGUAUUACCUCAUUUACCAAAUUCCCAUUUCUCUCUCAAAGGUUGAUAGUGUAAUUUAUACAAACAUUAAUCCCUUAUUUUGACCCAGACCCCUCUUUCCCAGUGGGCACUUUGGGCAAGUGCCCAGGGCCCCGCGAUCGAUAGGGGCCCCUCAGAUCAAAUACAAAGUCCCUAGUUCCUGUUAAAUCACCAAACAGGGGUCUCAUAGGGGCCCCAUUAUCCUAAUAUGCCCAGGGCCCCCAAUAGGUCAAAGACAGCACUGUUUUGACCCCUUAAGGGGUGAAUUUUGGAAAAUACUUUCUUAGCAGUCUACGUCCUAAUAUCUGUGUGCCAAAUUGCAGCGCAAUCUUUUUUGUGAAAAUCAGUAGCGGUUGCCUUUUUAAACAGAUAUAAAGUUUUAUAUUUAUAAAGCUGAUGUUUGUAAAUUGUAUGUUGCAAGUUUUGCUUAGUCUUUUUGGCAAUCUUUAACGUUAUUCACGCCGACCACUGAUUGAUUUGUUGAAAAAGUAUUCACUUCAAAGUAGUGUAUUCGGUUAUCUUGUUAUGAAAAUAUGUUAUACCUAUUAGAUAUUGUUACUUAACAGACGUACGGCCGCUCUGGGACGACAAUUUAUUUUAAUGCUUGUCCAAGUGUCGUGUUGUAUAAUUUAAAUGAAUCUUUAAAAUUAAUUGAAGUCCCUGGGUGCCGCCGUAAGGGCAGAUAUUUUUAUCCUUAGAAGAAAGUGUAUCGGUCUAAUAUCAUAUUAUAUAGACAUUAUAGAGUUGUAUUUAUUUGUCUAAACAGCUUUCUUUGUACUGGAACCAGAAUUUGUCCUUAACCAGGGCAUGAGACUACACUGUUAGUGCAGUCACUAUAGGGUUUCACCUCGGAAUUUGAGAUAACAAGCUCUAUCUCAAAAAGGGUUGAACGUAAAGGAAAAAGUUGAGACUAAAAUUGUGACAAAUUUUUUUAUCUUUAAUUUUUAUAUUAGGUGUUGAAGAGAUUGGAACCAUAGAAACCGAGAUAAUUACAAAAAACAUUUGACCUCGAAUAACUUACAACGCAGACACGAGAUAAUAUGAAACUUUUGGACAACUUUUAGAACGUCAAGAUAAGCUGUACACGUUUCCAGCUUAUUAUCUCAAAUUCCGAGAUUGUCCCCUUUUUCCCCUAAAGUCAAAGUUUCUAUGGAGCGCACCUACCGGACGUAAGAACAAACUGACUUUUUCCAUAGAAACUUUGAAAUGGCGAUAGGAAUACUUUAUCGCUGGUUGUUCGUACUUGAGGUACAGUAACCUUAGCACGAACCAAUAUCGAAUUCGCAAGUUUGCGAGUACGAAAUGUCAUUGUCAAAUGUGUACUGAUUUUUAGUUCUCGUUACGUUCGUAAUGGCGCUGCUGUUCAAGUUUCCGUACAAAAUUUGACACAUUUCGCACUCGCAAUCUAUUCGAAUGAAUAUAUAUGAUAUAUUUAUAAUUUUUAUUAUUUUUAAAGCAUGUAACUGCUUGAUGUUUAAAUAUGAUAUAUAUUUGAAAAGUUGCGUUAACCAACUUUUACGGUCGCAGAUCGAUCCCGCUAAUCGCAUCUUAUUUUUCAUCGGGUUAUAUAUAAUUGAUUAAGCAGAUUAGUUUUAUCCCAGAAUAGAAAAAUAAGCUCAAGUACUUUUAACUAAGCGGGCUUUUCGUUAUGCAUUUAGGUACUUUGAAAGUGCAAUACCUACAUUGCACUUUUUGGUUAUCCCAUAUAAUGUUAGAUAAUAUUACCUAAGUAUGUAUUUAGUAAAUAAUAAAAACAAUGUUUAAAACAACGUAUUAAUUUAUUACAUGUUUACAAUAAAAUUUUUACCUGUACCAAUAAUUUGUUUUCUUAUAAUCAAUUCCGAUAGCAUAGUUAUAGUAAAAUAAUCGCAAAAGUUAUAUCCAGCAAAUGUUAAACUGUGAUGAUAAAUUUAACACGGUAAAUUUUGUCUACAAGUAGCAUAAAUAAAUAACAAUAAUUAUAGACAGCUCAUUUUACGCUUGUUAGUCAUUCGAAAAUAAAAUUUCAAAACCAAUAGAGAACACAAAUUAUUAUUAUAUAAGUGAACAACUGCUGUUCAAAUACGAUUUUAUAUUUACGAACUCCCUAGACCAUAGUAAUAAAUAGGAAUCAUCAAAAUUAUAAACCAAAACAAUUUCCUUUCCGUAAGUUAUUUGAGUACUUCUUCAAUGUAGACACCUAUUAAGUUCUUAUUACCAAUAGACGAUAUAUGCUUGCUAACUUACUGACAUAAUUUCUAUCUUCUAUCAAAUAUUGCAACAUCAUCAACAAGAACCGUCAACUGCUUACCACAGUAUGAUCACUAACCCGAGUAAUUCGAAACGAGCGUCUCGUUUUCUGUAUCUUUGCUUUGUUCCCGGUAUUGGGACAAUGUCUCCAUGACUGGAGCGGUCCUAUUGCGCAGUAGCUCAAACGUGAGAUCUUGCACCCGGAACGCCAAUUGGAAAUCCUUCGCGAGUUCGCUUUCCUCGCACCUUUUGCAGUCCUUGAAGUACAAAGCUGAAAGCCCUUUUAAUUCCGGCGAAGUUGCACAAUACAAUGGAGUGCUGGCGGCUUGAGCCUGUAAAAUAGUCUUUAAUUGUUGCAUGUUUCCUAGUAAUAUUACGGGGCUGUCUAAG
This is a messenger RNA of Chilo suppressalis (striped riceborer), 7454 nucleotides long. NCBI's taxonomy places the organism in Eukaryota, Metazoa, Arthropoda, Insecta, Lepidoptera, Crambidae. The record is from the annotation of a GenBank genome assembly.